AUGGCGUCACCUUCUUCGAUGUCUCCUGCCACCGUCUCACGUAGAGGAUCGAGAUCUCCGAGCAAAAAGGCCCUGAUGAAUCCGAGUUUUGCUGACCUUCCAUCAGACCUGUUACGUAUGAUAAUGUCUCAUCUUGUCUUAGAAGACAACAUCCAUGCAUCUGGGGCUUGUAAGUCAUGGUGUGAAGCUGCUGUAUCUGUCCGUGUAGUAGAAAAGCAUCCUUGGCUUAUGUGCUUUCGUAAACGUGGCAACUUGGUUGAACUCCGCGAUCCGUUACAGUGGAAAUUGUACACUUUGAGUCUGCCAGAGUUAGCUGAAUCCACUGUGUGUUACUCGAGAGACGGCUGGUUACUUAUGGAUAAAACUGGAUCGAAGAAAGACGUGUUCUUCUUCAAUCCAUUUUCUCGAGAGCUCAUAACCAUGCCAGAGUGUGAGCUGGAGUUCGAUACGAUUGCGUUCUCUUGUUCUCCUACAUCAGAUAACUGUGUGGUCGUAGCGAUAAGGUUUACAUAUUAUUCCGCCACGAUCAGCACUUGUCAUCCUGGAGAUGAUAAGUGGGUUACUGCUACAUUCCCUUGUCAUGGAAUAGGGGUUUAUAAGCGGAGCAACCUUGUCUACCAGAAUGAUCGAUUCUAUUGCAUCAACGCAGCAGGAUUUUUGUCUAACUUUCACCCAUCUUCCGGUACGUGGAGUGGUUACUGUGUACAUAGACUCCGAUCCCCGUAUAUGUACGAUAGAAAUCAAUAUGGAAGGAAGGCGAAAGCAGUUGCCUUGGCAGAAAAAGAAGGAGAGCUCUUCGUAAUGUAUGCAUGCAUGAACGAGAAGCCAAUGGUUUAUAAGUUAGUCUCUAUGAAGUGGGAGGAGGUGAGCGAGACAACACUUGAUAGCUUGACGAUCUUUUUCAGUUUUCAUAACUCUGAGUUGAGAACUAAUCUCCCAUGGAUGAGGAGCAAAGUCUAUUUCUCAAGGUUCGGAUACAAUCGCAAACGUUGUUUAUCCUACUCAUUCGAUAAAAGCAUGUACAAUCGCAAACGUCGGGCAUCCUACUCAUGCGAUGAAAGCAUGUGCCGUCCGGGCGAGGAAUCGCGGAGUUGGAUAGAACUGUGUCGUCCUCAAAUCCUAUGGAUCGAUCCGCCUCCCAAGAACUUGUUGGACCUUAUGUUAAGCUCUUCGCAUAACAAUUGA
This is a messenger RNA of Camelina sativa (false flax), 1185 nucleotides long. RefSeq names its product F-box protein At4g00893-like. The record is from RefSeq and is a predicted model, not a curated record. Gene Ontology annotation, molecular function: protein binding. Lineage: Eukaryota; Viridiplantae; Streptophyta; Magnoliopsida; Brassicales; Brassicaceae.